Molecule: messenger RNA, 8001 nt
Organism: Sarcophilus harrisii (Tasmanian devil)
Lineage: Eukaryota; Metazoa; Chordata; Mammalia; Dasyuromorphia; Dasyuridae
Gene: ADAMTSL1
Product: ADAMTS like 1
Exons: 30
Coding region: 538-5976 (1812 amino acids)
Biological process (GO): extracellular matrix organization
Cellular component (GO): extracellular matrix
Molecular function (GO): metalloendopeptidase activity
Source: RefSeq, a predicted model, not a curated record
UCUUUAUAACAAGACGGUGAAAAUAAGCUCAAUAAAUGAAGAGCCAUGUGCUAGUCUUCUGAAAGGCACACGCCGGUUGCUGCCCCGGGCGGACCGAAGUCUUAGUUCCCCGCCUUCAGCUGCCUGACAUAGAGUAGGGGAGGAGCAGGAGCCGGGAGGGGGGGUGGGUGAGCGCGCACCAUCCCGAGCCAAGACAAGCAACACAUUCACAAAUAACACCCCCCACUUCCACCCCCACCCCCACGCGCUACCAUUCAAACCAGCCUCUCUCCCCAGCCGCACUGACAGUGUCCGCACCGCCACCCCGCCGGGGCGCAGCGCCAGGGCGCACGGAGCCCGAGACUUGCCCAAGCCGGAGCUGGAGUCCAGGCGGCGGCUGCGGCAGCCGCACAAGGAUUCCCAGCGCCAGCCAGGGGGAGCUGGAAGGAGCCGUCUCCGCGACACCGCGGAUCAAGAGGAAAGAGCGAGUUAGGGGGACCGGGACUCCGCUGACACUCCCCUACUUCGGCGGCCAGUCCGCCGGAGUGGAGGGCGACCAUGGCACUGGCAGUGGGGCCGCUGCGCCGGGGGAGCUUGGCCCCUAUCCUCUUGGGCACCCUGUGUCUCCUGUACAUCGCCGGACAGGUAUGUGGAGAUCAAAGCCAAGGAGCUGUGUUUUUACGGGAAUUUACACUGAUUCGAAGAGAGAGCCUUCAUGACGAUUUCCUUUCCGAUCUCCUGAACAGCCACAAAAUUGAAGAUGCGAGUUCCAGGACAGCUCGAUCUGAGGAAGACCGGGAUACCCUGUGGGAUGCCUGGGGUCCAUGGAGUGAGUGUUCCAGAACCUGUGGAGGAGGAGCCUCAUAUUCAUUGAGACGCUGCCUUAGCAGCAAGAGCUGUGAAGGACGUAAUAUUCGAUACAGAACCUGCAGCAAUGUGGACUGCCCUCCAGAAGCAGGAGAUUUUCGGGCUCAGCAAUGCUCUGCUCACAAUGAUGUCAAGUAUCAUGGCCAAUUUUAUGAAUGGCUACCUGUGUCAAAUGACCCUGACAACCCAUGUUCUCUGAAGUGCCAGGCCAAAGGGACCAGCCUUAUUGUUGAAUUAGCCCCUAAAGUUUUAGAUGGUACGCGAUGCUACACAGAAUCACUGGACAUGUGUAUUAGUGGUUUAUGUCAGAUUGUUGGCUGUGACCACCAGCUGGGAAGCACCGUCAAGGAAGAUAGCUGUGGAGUCUGCAAUGGAGACGGUUCCACCUGCCGGCUGGUCAGAGGGCAGUACAAAUCGCAGCUCUCAGCAACCAAACUUGAUGAUACCGUGGUUGCCGUUCCCUAUGGAAGCAGACAUGUUCGCCUUGUCUUAAAAGGACCUGAUCACUUGUAUCUGGAAACUAAGACUCUACAGGGAACAAAAGGUGAAAACAGCCUCAGCACUACGGGUACCUUCCUUGUGGACAAUACCAGUGUUGACUUCCAGAAAUUUCCAGACAAAGAGAUAUUGAGAAUGGCAGGACCCCUCACUGCAGAUUUUAUUGUCAAGGUCCACAAUGCUGGAGCUGCUGAUAGCACUGUUCAGUUCAUUUUUUAUCAGCCCAUCAUACACAGGUGGAGAGAAACUGAUUUCUUUCCUUGCUCAGCAACCUGUGGAGGAGGUUACCAGCUGACCUCGGCUGAGUGCUAUGAUCUGCGGAGCAGCCGAGUUGUAGCAGAUCAAUACUGCCACUAUUACCCAGAGAAUGUCAAACCCAAACCAAAGCUUCAAGAGUGUAACUUGGACCCCUGUCCUGCCAGUGACGGCUACAAGCAGAUCAUGCCCUAUGACCUCUACCAUCCCCUUCCUCGGUGGGAAACUACACCCUGGACAGCCUGUUCCUCCUCCUGUGGAGGUGGUAUCCAAAGCCGGACAGUUUCCUGUGUAGAAGAAGAUAUCCAAGGGCAUGUCAGUUCAGUGGAAGAAUGGAAAUGCAUGUACACUCCUAAGAUGCCCAUUGUUCAGCCUUGCAACAUUUUUGACUGUCCUAAGUGGCUGGCACAAGAGUGGUCUCCGUGUACUGUGACAUGUGGACAGGGGCUCAGAUACCGUGUAGUACUCUGUAUUGAUCAUCGAGGAAUGCAUACAGGUGGUUGCAGUCCUAAAACAAAGCCACACAUAAAAGAAGAAUGUAUUAUACCUACUCCCUGCUAUAAACCCAAAGAGAAACUUCCUGUGGAAGCCAAGCUGCCAUGGCAUAAGCAAGCCCAAGAGCUGGAAGAAGGAGCUGUGGUGUCAGAAGAGCCCUCAUUCAUCCCUGAGGCCUGGUCGGCCUGCACGGUCACCUGUGGUGUGGGCACCCAGGUGAGGAUGGUGAAGUGUCAGGUGCUGCUGUCUUUCUCCCAAUCUGUGGCUGAUCUGCCCGUCGAUGAAUGCGAAGGUCCCAAACCGGUGUCCCAGCGCGCCUGCUAUGCCGGACCUUGCAACGGGGAAAUUUCUGAGUAUAACCCUGAAGAGACAGACCUGCUCUAUGGCAGCCUGCAGGAUUUUGAUGAGUUGUAUGACUGGGAGUAUGAGGGCUUCACGGAGUGUUCCGAGUCCUGUGGAGGAGGUGUCCAAGAGGCUGUGGUGAGCUGCCUGAAUAAACAGACGCGGGAGACCGCAGAUGAAAGCCUGUGCGUGACCAGCCGCCGGCCACCGAAGCUCCUGAAAUCCUGCAAUUUGGAUCCCUGCCCUUCAAGGUGGGAGAUUGGCAAGUGGAGUCAAUGUAGUUUAACCUGUGGAGUCGGCCUCCAGACCCGGGAUGUUUUCUGCUCCCACCUACUUUCCAGAGAGAUGAACGAGACAGUGGUAUUGGCAGAUGAGCUAUGCCAUAAGCCCAAGCCCAUUGUCGUACAAGCUUGCAACCGUUUCAACUGCCCACCAGCCUGGUACCCUGACGAAUGGCAACAGUGUUCCCAGACUUGUGGAGGGGGCAUUCAGAAAAGAGAUGUUCUUUGCAAACAACGCAUGGCUGAUGGCAGCUUCCUCGAGCUGCCAGAGACUUUUUGCUCAGCCCCAAGGCUUGCCUCCCAACAAGCUUGCAGGAAUGAGGACUGUCCCUAUGAAUGGCUUCUUUCUGAAUGGACACAGUGUUCCACGAGCUGCGGAGAAGGCACCCAGACUCGGAGUGCCAUUUGCCAAAAGAUCCUGAAAUCAGGAGAAUCCAUCAUUGUCAACUCUUCCCUGUGCCCGCCAUUACCUUUCUCUUCCUCCAUCCAGUCCUGCAUGCUAGCAGCCUGUGCAAAGCCCAGUCGCCCAUCUCCCAAACACAGUCCUCACAUUACAGCCAUCAGGAAGAUCUAUAUUCAGACCCGGAAACAAAGAAAGUUACACUUUGUGGUGGGAGGCUUUGCCUAUCUGCUUCCCAAGACUUCUGUGGUCCUCAAGUGCCCCACGCGGAGGUUCCGAAAGCCUCUCAUCACCUGGGAGAAGGAUGGCCGGCAUCUCACCAGCUCUGCCCACAUUACAGUGGCACCUUUUGGUUACCUGAAAAUCCAUCGUCUUAAGCCCUCAGACACAGGCACCUACACCUGCUCUGCAGGACCAGCUCAGGAACAUUUUGUGAUCAAGCUCAUUGGAGGCAACCGUAAGCUUCUAGCCAGACCCUUGGGACUAAGAAAUGAGGAGGAAACCCCUCCAAUGAGGAAGAACAGUGCAAAUGAGGCUCUUCGAACCCAGGAAAAGCACCAAAAUGGAAUUUUUUUCAAUGGCAGUAAGGCUGAAAAGCGGGCUCCCACAGUUGAUCCUGGAAGUCGCUAUGAUGAGAUUGUCUCCAGACUGCUGGAACAGCGAGGCUGGCCCGGAGAGCUGUUUACCUCUUGGGAAGCCCAGGAUUCUACAGAGAGGAACAUCUCCUCAGAGGAGGACCAGAAUCCAGAGCAAACCCUUCUCCAUCUGCCUUUCACCAUGGUAACUGAGCAGCAGCGGCUCGAUGACCUGCUCAGGAACAUCUCUCAACAGCCUGAGGAACUUCAAGACUUAUACAGCAAACAUUUGGUGGCCCAGCUGGCUAGGGAAAUCUUUAGGACUAACCUAGAGCAUCAGGACUCACUCCUCAAGUCCGCAGAGGGCAGAGUCCAUCCUGUGGCGAUCCCUCCCCACAAACAUGUAUCUGGAUUCAGCAGUUCUCUCCGCAUCUCCUCUCCAAGUUCCUCAGAUGAGAUGAGAAGUGGCCAUCCCCAAAGAAGGCCAGUGAUACUGAGGAAAAUCUCAGCUGCCCAACAGCUCUCCGCCUCUGAGGUGGUCACACACCUCGGGCAGACUGUAGCCCUUGCCAGUGGAACACUGAGUGUCCUUCUGCACUGUGAAGCUGUGGGAAACCCAAAACCUACUAUCACCUGGGCCAGGAAUGGGGAAGAGGUGCAGUACAGUGACAGAAUUCUUCUGCAACCAGAUGAUUCCUUACAGAUCCUAGCACCUGUUGAAGCUGAUGUGGGUUUCUACACUUGCAAUGCCACGAACGCCCUAGGAUCCGACUCUGUCUCCAUUGCUGUCACUUUAGCAGGAAAACCAUUAGUGAAGACAUCAAGGAUGGCUGUGACCAAUACAGACUUACCUGCUGUCACUGUUGAUGUGGGGAGUAUCAUCAAAACUAUCCAGGGAGUAAAUGUGACAAUCAGCUGCCAAGUUGCAGGUGUGCCUGAAGUAGAAGUCACUUGGUUCAGGAAUAAAAGCAAAUUGGCUCCUCUUCACCACCUGCAAGAUGGCUCCCUGUCUAUUACAAAUGUCUCCUUUUCCGAUCAGGGGCUGUACUCCUGUAGAGCAGUCAAUCUUCACGGAGAAGUGACUGAAAACACCCAGCUAGUGAUACUAGAUCCCCCCCAUCCUCCUUCUCAACUGGAAGACAUGAAGGCCCUGCUUUCAGCCAAUGGACCCAACCUUCCCUCUGUGCUCACUUCUCCUCUGGGAACACAGCUGGUUUUGAGUCCUGGGAAUUCUGCUGUCCUUGGUUGCCCAAUCAAGGGCCAUCCUAUGCCUAACAUAACUUGGUUCCAUGAUCAUCAGCUUAUUGCUACAUCAGCAGAACCAACAUACCGCAUAUUAGCAGCUGGGCAGAUUCUUCAGAUUACAAAUGUCAGUGGAGGGUCUCAAGGUGAAUUCAGCUGCCUAGCUCAGAAUGAGGCUGGAACGCUAGUACAAAAAGCAUCUCUCGUGAUCCAAGAAUACUGGUGGUCGGUGGACAAACUGGUGGGAUGCUCAGCCUCAUGUGGGAACAAAGGAGUCCAACAACUCCACCUGAAGUGUGUGCUGAAUAAUACCGAGGUCAACCCUUCCUAUUGUGCAGGAAAGGCUAAGCCGGCUGUGCAACCUGUAGCCUGUAACAGAAGAGACUGUCCAUCCCGAUGGAUGGUGACUUCUUGGUCAUCUUGCACUCGAAGCUGUGGGGGAGGGGUCCAGACUCGUCGAGUUACCUGUCAGAAACUGAAAGCCACUGGAGUCUCAGUACCCAUGUCCAAUGAUAUGUGUUCCCAACUUGCCAAACGACCUGUGGACACCCAAGCAUGUAACCAGCAGCUCUGUGUGGAAUGGGCCUUCUCUAGUUGGGGCCAGUGUAAUGGGCCAUGCAUCGGGCCCCGCCUGGCAGUGCAACAUAGGCAAGUCUUCUGCCAGACAAGGGAUGGACUCUCCUUACCUUCUGAGCAAUGUAGUGCUCUCCCAAGGCCUGUAAGCACUCAGAAUUGCUGGGCAGAAGCCUGUGGUGUACACUGGAGGGUCAGCCUGUGGACACUGUGUACGGCGACGUGCGGCAACUAUGGCUUCCAGUCGCGCCGAGUGGAGUGUGUGCACAUCCGCACCAAUAAGCCUGUACCAGAGCAUCUGUGCUCCUGGAGACCUCGCCCUGCCAACUGGCAGCGCUGCAAUAUCACCCCUUGCGAAAACAUGGAGUGCAGAGACACCACCAGGUACUGCGAGAAGGUGAAGCAACUGAAACUCUGCCAACUCACCCAGUUCAAAUCUCGCUGCUGUGGGACUUGCGGCAAAGCCUGAAGAUGGGGAGCGGGGGAUUGCUCUGCUUUGGCCACCCAAAGGACUCGUGCAACCAAGUGGGACAGAACUCAAGCUUUCUUCAUGUUAUUUAUUUAUUUUCCCUUUUCUCCCUCUCCUCCUUCCCCACCCCUUCACACCCUCAUCUGACUCCCUCCCUGGACCAGCACCCCCCCAUCUUUGAUUAUAAGGGCCUCGACAAGCUUUCCCUUCCACACUUCUGGAAGACAGAAUGCGAUAAAGGCAGGAAUAGAUAGAGUUAUAAAAGGAAAGGAAGAAAAAUUUCUAGGCUGAGCCGGGCCCAGAAAAAGCAAGCUGCUUAAGGGGGCCUCUGCCCCUAUAAUGACCCAGAGAAGCUAGGAGAAGGUGAAGUCCUCCAAAGUCACUACCAAUGCCAUCGGCCCCAGGAGGCAAAGCCUCCACUGUGCUUAGUUAGCUCAACAAACAAAAAAAAUUGGAAAAAAAAAAAAAAAAAGUGGAGAGGGUAAAUUUGUAUGUAUUUACAUAAACCUUGGACAACUAACAGGGUGUUUGUUUUGUUGAGAGAGAGAGUGUGAGUGUGUGUGUGAGAGAGAGAGAGAGUGUGAGUGAGUGUGUGUGUGUGUGUGUGUGUGUGUGUGUAACACAGGACUGUCUCAGUUUGUCUCAUCUGCCUGUCAUGUCCUCUGUCACAAUGAGAAUGACUGGAGGGAAAGGAAAAAAAGUCAGCUUGGAACUGGAAUGAAAAUCAGUGGAGAAGCCAGCUCUUCUUCUUUGCUGAGAGGAGACUGGGAAAUAAGGUCAUAAGAAAGUGUAAUACAAAGGGAAUGAAUUGGUAAGAGUGCAGGGGAUGAAGGAAGAAGCACUAAGAAUUAUGAGGUACAGUAUUAUCUAUAAAAUAAAGAGGAUGAGGAAAGAGACAGGGAAAGGGGGUGUACAUGCAACGGGUACAGGCUGGUACCACAUCAAAGGUUGUCACUGACUUAAGGGUUGAAAGGAAUAUUAGAAGUCAUCCAUUCCAACCUAUUUUACAGAGGGCAAAUCCAACACAAGAUAUCAAGUGAUUGUAUAAAUGCUCUAACUUGCAUGGUCAAUGAGCAACAGGGUUUAUUUGAACCCACAGUCUCAGAUUCCAAUCCAGCCCAUUUUCCAUUGGGUAACAAUACCACCUCAUAAGAACCAGUUAUACUGGGCUCAAAAAUAUCAUGUGUCCCUUCAAUUUAUGGGUUUGUGCUCCCUCAAGUCAGCCCUCAGAGCUGGCAUAGUGCUUUCUGUUUGGAAAGUGCACAACUCCUUCCCUUGGCAAUGAGGAAGGCUUCUGGGGAAGAUUCUCCAGUUGGGGCCAUUCUUUUCUAUGCUGCAGCAUUCAAAUAGGAUGGCCUAAUGACUUGGAGUAGUGGGUGCUUUCUAUUGACCAGCUAUGGCCCUGUAGGAGCCAUGCACAGAAUAGCAGGGGCUGGAAAGCUUCAUCCUUCCCCCUUAGUGCCUUACCAUAGAUGUGUCUCAGGCAAUGAAAUCCUUUCUGCCUUUGUAGUUCUGGCAGUCAAACACUCUUGUAACCCCCCGUUAUUUUAUAUUAGAAAGCUUCAUUCAACCAACCAGGAGCUCCCCAACAUUAAUCACCUUUAUGCUUCAAAGGCAAAUAAAGACUUUAUUUGGGAGACUGAUUUUGGAACAAUUUCCUAUUACCCUUAGUGUAGCAGAACUCGGGCACCUUAAUGACCAGGGAGGGAUGGUACCUCUAGAAUGAGCCACAGAGCUGCUUCUCUGCCCACACAAGAAUAAGGUACCACUCAACUCUGGGAGUGCUGCCACGGGUGCCAUGGCUCUGUCUUCAAACUUAAAAUUCAUUUGGGGAAGUCAACAUCAAGGUCAAUAGUAACAUUCCUCUGCUGUAUCCUUCCCCCAUGAAGCAAAGAGGGAAUGGUCAGAAUGUGUUUCUAUCUCCAUUCUUCCUCUUCCUCCAGAAUUGGGCUCCCAGAAAUCAUGUUACUUAGAAUCAGUGUAAGUUUUAUUUAAAAUAAAAAGAGAAUGUCUUCUAUGUCUGUA